AGGGUCCGCUCCUGGGGCGCUCGGCUCAAUCCCCGCUUCGAAGCCUCGACUCUCCCCCCCCCCCCCCCCACCCGGGCCCAGAGCCUGGGGACCAAGGGGGUGAUUCUUACUGUGCCGUUUGGAGAGAGACGAGAAGGGUCAGUGGGGUGACCCUGGCCCUGACCGGUCUGCCCACCGGGGCCUUCGGGCCCGGGCUUCGACAUGCGGGAGCAGCCCGGGCCGCGGCCUCCGCCCUGGGGCCUCGCGGCUCUCCUGGUCCUGGCGCUGUGCAGUCGGGCCCUGAGCAAUGAGAUCCUGGGCCUGAAGCUGCCGGGCGAGCCGCCGCUGACCGCCAACACCGUGUGCCUGACGCUGUCGGGCCUGAGCAAGCGACAGCUGGGCCUGUGCCUGCGCAGCCCCGACGUGACGGCGUCCGCGCUGCAGGGCCUGCACAUCGCCGUGCACGAGUGUCAGCACCAGCUGCGCGACCAGCGCUGGAACUGCUCGGCGCUCGAGGGCGGCGGCCGCCUGCCGCACCACAGCGCCAUCCUCAAGCGCGGUUUCCGUGAGAGUGCCUUUUCCUUCUCCAUGCUGGCUGCUGGCGUCAUGCAUGCGGUGGCCACAGCCUGCAGCCUGGGCAAGCUGGUGAGCUGCGGCUGUGGCUGGAAGGGUAGUGGUGAGCAGGACCGGCUGAGGGCCAAACUGCUGCAGUUGCAGGCCCUGUCCCGGGGCAAAAGCUUCCCCCACUCCCUGCCUAGCCCGGGUCCUGGCUCAAGCCCCAGCCCCAGCCCUCAGGACACAUGGGAAUGGGGUGGCUGUAACCAUGACAUGGACUUUGGAGAGAAGUUCUCUCGGGAUUUCUUGGAUUCCAGGGAAGCUCCCCGGGACAUCCAGGCACGAAUGCGAAUCCACAACAACAGGGUGGGGCGACAGGUGGUAACUGAAAACCUAAAGCGGAAAUGCAAGUGUCACGGCACUUCAGGCAGCUGCCAGUUCAAGACCUGCUGGAGGGCGGCCCCAGAGUUCCGGGCAGUGGGGGCAGCAUUAAAGGAGCGACUGGGCAGGGCCAUCUUCAUUGAUACCCACAACCGCAACUCCGGAGCCUUCCAGCCCCGCCUGCGUCCCCGCCGCCUCUCGGGAGAGCUGGUUUACUUUGAGAAGUCCCCUGAUUUCUGUGAGCGAGACCCCAGCGUGGGCUCCCCGGGCACACGGGGCCGGGCCUGCAACAAGACCAGCCGCCUGCUGGAUGGCUGCGGCAGCCUGUGCUGUGGCCGUGGGCACAACGUGCUCCGGCAGAUGAGAGUGGAGCGCUGUCAUUGCCGUUUCCACUGGUGCUGCUAUGUGCUGUGUGAUGAGUGCAAGGUCACAGAGUGGGUCAACGUCUGUAAGUGAGGGUGGGCCUCACAGCAGGCUGGGGAAGCGGAGGGCGCCUUUUCAGCCUUUUGCUCUCAUUUCUGUCCAAGGUCAAUCUUAGCCCCUGGAAGUUCAAAGUAUCUACCUGGAAACACCUUUGGGGGGGGGGGGGAGUCAGGUGGAAUCUGUCAUGUAUGGCCUUCUCCCCCACAGUUAAAGGGCCUUGUGGGGGAGGGGGGAAGAUGUCACCCCUCUUCUACUCCUUGAACACCUGGAUGGGCUAAGAUGAAUUGCACUGUAUUGCCCCUGCCAUCUCCCCAACGCUGGGCCUUUAACUCUGAUUCAUACUCCUUUCAACGGGGGAGUCCCUGUGGUUUGACCACUCUUCUCCUUUGAGGGCUAGCCCCAGGCGUUGUGUAGAGCAGUGAGACCUACAUCCAGAAAGAAACCACUCACUCUCUUUGCUGUUCAGGAACUCCUCCACUGCAGCCUGAGCCCGCUCUGGUGGGUAAUGGGAGACAGUGGUAGAGGGGGUUUUCUUAGGAUGGAACAGAGUGUGAGGGGGGAGUGCUCUCCCCUUAGGGUGAUCGGUCCAGGCCCUAGGGAAGUGGUCUGGCCCCUCCCCCCACUCAGAUGUUAAAGGGGACCCUCCAGAGAAGAGUUUUACCUACAACUUUCUGAGCCUCUCUUUCUUUCUUUAGCAGGAGGGGUGGGGAUGGAUAAUUUAUUGUACUGAGAUUUGUUCUUGGUUCCUGUUUAUAACUAAAAUAAAUUAAGUUACUG
Pipistrellus kuhlii (Kuhl's pipistrelle) is the source of this 2115-nucleotide messenger RNA. RefSeq names its product Wnt family member 10B (gene WNT10B). Gene Ontology annotation, cellular component: extracellular region. Gene Ontology annotation, biological process: multicellular organism development; neuron differentiation; cell fate commitment. Gene Ontology annotation, molecular function: cytokine activity; frizzled binding. Lineage: Eukaryota; Metazoa; Chordata; Mammalia; Chiroptera; Vespertilionidae. Bases 202 to 1371 code for a protein of 389 amino acids. The transcript has 5 exons. The record is from RefSeq and is a predicted model, not a curated record.